Messenger RNA from Dioscorea cayenensis subsp. rotundata (Guinea yam), 1204 nucleotides. RefSeq lists its product as uncharacterized. The record is from RefSeq and is a predicted model, not a curated record. The transcript is spliced from 2 exons. NCBI's taxonomy places the organism in Eukaryota, Viridiplantae, Streptophyta, Magnoliopsida, Dioscoreales, Dioscoreaceae. The coding region runs from base 147 to 821 and encodes 224 amino acids.
CCAAUUCCUCUCAAUUCACUUCAAAGUUCUCUCUUUCCUUUUUCAAUCUCUCCAAACAAACACUUCCAUUUCUGCAUUCCUGAAUCCCACUCCUCCCAAGAAACUCUCCAAGAACUCCAUUUCUUGAUCCUCUUCUUCAUCUUCCAAUGUCAAACACAAGCAAAGACACUCACAUUGUUGUGGUCGAUGUCCCGACAGCCUCCGAAGAAGAUCAAUCAGCCUUGAUUCCAUCGCCGGGCACCACAAUGCAUCACCACCCUCUUACUGAGAUCUCCGGUAGCCCCGGCCACCUUCUCCUCCUGAAGCUAUGGCAGAGAGAAGAGGACCUAAUCUCUCGCCGUGCCACGGCUAUCGAAUCCCGUCUCGACGAUUCCAAACGUCAUGCAUUCCUCCUCUCAUGCCUCUUCCUCACCUUCCAUGCCAUCUCCCUCACUAUCCUCUUCUCCUCCACCCACAAAUUUCAUGAAAACAACAUCUGCAAGAAUUGGAUGGUCCCUUCUUUACUUUCCUUGAUAACUUCACUAGUUAUUGUGUCCUCGGUGCAGGCUAUUGUUUGUGCAUACUGGAGAGGGUGGAAGGAGCUGCAGAGGGAGAGGGGCGAUGCUCGGGCACUGGCUCGGUGCCUUCAAGAGUUGAGAAUGAAAGGAGCAAGCUUUGAUCUAUCGAGGGAACCACAAACGGUGAGACGGGCAAAGAGCUCGAGUGUUGAGGUUCAGUGGCACGGUCCUCUCAGGUGGUUCUCUAGGAAUCUUGUGACUGUCUUUCUUCUUUGUGUCUCUGGCCUCAUUGCGGCGGCAUCCAAGUUCAUUGUCUGCAGUUGAGAUGGCCUGCAUCUUUGUGUGUUCUUGACAUUGUUUUAAAGAUCAUGGUGAUCGGAAUGGAUAUGGAAUGCUGACAGAGAUCACUGCUUGUGGCAUAUAGGAUAUGGUUUUUGUUUUCUCUUCUGAAUUGCGCUUGGAAGAGUUUGAUUUUGUGAGGCUUUUUUUUUCUCGAAUAAAUUUAUUCAUAGUGGGAAAUUUGGGGAGUCCUGCUUCUCUCUUGAGAGAGCCUUGCCAGUUCUUGAAGCUUUGCUCAAUUGUACUGGUGGAACGUCAAAGGAAGAGUCUGAAGAAAGUUUAUGUUUUCAUUCUUUAAUUCUUUUUUUCUGUAAAAAGGUUUCUAAUUUUAAAUGCAAUAUCAAUUGAGUGCCUUGAUGGUGUUUUUA